Molecule: messenger RNA, 1530 nt
Organism: Rana temporaria (common frog)
Lineage: Eukaryota; Metazoa; Chordata; Amphibia; Anura; Ranidae
Product: guanine nucleotide exchange factor subunit RIC1-like
Exons: 2
Coding region: 428-1489 (353 amino acids)
Source: RefSeq, a predicted model, not a curated record
UCUAGUUCUCUAAUUGAUGAUUAACCAUAAGUUAUUGAGCUGCAAAGGCUUUAAAAGCAUCACCUAUUAAUAAUUUUGGGUACUUUAGGAUUUUUUUUUGGGUGCUUUGAAGGUUUCAAGUAAUCAGCUUGAACCUUGCGGAAAACUUUCCAAAUGCUUUGUAAAAACUUGAUGUACUCUCUUCUCUUAUACAAGCUGAACACUUUGUGUACAAGGCCUAAAAGCAGUAUUAAAAAAAGAUAUUACCGAUACAAUUACCAUGACCACUUGGAAUGUUUGGUGAACAAACCCAGCACCUCCUUGCUUCCACAACCGCAUUCUAUUUGGCAUUGUCCAUCCACCAUGUUCUCCUUCAAGGUCAUACAUCCACCAUGUUCUCCUUCAGGUCAUCCAUCCACCACGUUCUCCUUCAGGUCAUCCAUCCACCAUGUUCUCCUUCAAGUCAUCCAUCCACCAUGUUCUCCAUCAAGUCAACCUUCCACCAUGUUCUCCUUCAAGUCAUCCUUCCACCAUGUUCUCCUUUAAGUUAUCCAUCCACCAUGUUCUCCUUCAAGUCAUCCUUCCACCAUGUUCUCCUUCAAGUCAUCCAUCCACCAUGUUCUCCUUCAAGUCAUCCUUCCACCAUGUUCUCCUUCAAGUCAUCCUUCCACCAUGUUCUCCUUCAAGUCAUCCAUCCACCAUGUUCUCCUUCAAGUCAUCCAUCCACCAUGUUCUCCUUCAAGUCAUCCAUCCACCAUGUUCUCCUUCAAGUCAUCCAUCCACCAUGUUCUCCUUCAAGUCAUCCAUCCACCAUGUUCUCCUUCAAGUCAUCCUUCCACCAUGUUCUCCUUCAAGUCAUCCAUCCACCAUGUUCUCCUUCAGGUCAUCCAUCCACCAUGUUCUCCUUCAAGUCAUCCAUCCACCAUGUUCUCCUUCAAGUCAUCCAUUCACCAUGUUCUCCUUCAAGUCAUCCAUCCACCAUGUUCUCCUUCAAGUCAUCCAUCCACCAUGUUCUCCUUCAAGUCAUCCAUCCACCAUGUUCUCCUUCAAGUCAUGCAUCCACCAUGUUCUCCAUCAAGUCAUCCAUCCACCAUAUUCUCCUUCAAGUCAUCCAUCCACCAUGUUCUCCUUCAAGUCAUCCUUCCACCAUGUUCUCCCUAAAGUUAUCCAUCCACCAUGUUCUCCUUUAUCUCAUCCAUCCACCAUGUUCUCCUUCAAGUCAUCCAUCCACCAUGUUCUCCUUCAAGUCAUCCAUCCACCAUGUUCUCCUUCAAGUCAUCCAUUCACCAUGUUCUCCUUCAAGUCAUCCAUCCACCAUGUUCUCCUUCAAGUCAUCCAUCCACCAUGUUCUCCUUCAAGUCAUCCAUCCACCAUGUUCUCCUUCAAGUCAUCCUUCCACCAUGUUCUCCCUAAAGUUAUCCAUCCACCAUGUUCUUCUUUAUCUCAUCCAUCCACCAUGUUCUCCUUCAAGUCAUCAACUUGCUUUAAAAUUGAACCGAUGGACGCCUAACCAAUAGGUCAAAAACGAUCGUUAGUAUGCAAAAGCAUCGG